UCUCUCUCUCUCUCUCUCUCUCUAAGAAAGGAGCCCUCUCUCUCUCUCUAACUCUAUUGUUCUUUGUCUCUACUAUUCUUGAAAAUGGAGGCCGUUGUGAUUCAUAGCACUCUUUUUGGCUUCCCCCCAAGUCGCCAUGUUUCAUUUGCAAAAGGUCGACCCAACAAUUUUCUCUGUUAUUUAACACGCCCAAUAUCAUCACAUAACAGAUUCUCUUAUAAAGUUGUUAGAAUCCAAGCUGCAACCUCUGCAGCUGUGGAGGAUGGAAGUUCUAGUGAGACAGAUACAACUCCUACUCCGAAAGUUAUAAUAGAUCAAGAUUCAGAUCCUGAUGCCACAGUUGUGGAGAUAACUUUUGGGGAUCGACUUGGCACCCUUCUUGACACAAUGCAGGCCCUGAAAAACUUGGGACUCAAUGUUGUGAAGGCUAAUGUUUUCUUGGAUUCUUCGGGCAAGCACAACACUUUUGCAAUCACUCGAGCUGAUACUGGACGGAAAAUUGACAAUCCUGAGUUGCUAGAAGCAAUACGCCUGACUAUUAUUAACAAUUUACUUGAGUAUCACCCGGAAUCUAGUGCACAAUUGGCACUGGGAGAGACAUUUGGAAUCUCGCCACCAAAGCAGAAGGUUGAUGUGGAUAUUGUGACCCAGAUAAACAUAUUUGAUGAUGGUCCCAACCGAAGCUUGCUUCAUGUAGAAACUGCAGACCGGCCUGGGUUACUGGUAGAAAUUGUCAAAGUUAUCGCAGAGAUUAAUAUUGCAGUUGAAUCAGGGGAAUUUGAUACCGAGGGGCUUCUUGCUAAAGCCAAAUUUCAUGUUAGUUAUCGGGGGAAAGCCAUUUCCAAACCUCUGCAACAGGUUUUGGUUAAUAGUUUGAGGUAUUUCUUGCGGCGGCCUACAACAGAGGAGGCGAGUUUCUAAAUUCUGUGAGCCAUUAUUGACCCUUGGUAUGGGUGAAAUUCUUGUCUGGCCGAGCUUGGUGUUUUAUACAGGAACUUAAUUGAUGAUGCUUAAAUGUUUUCAUACAUUUUCUUCUACUUGAUGUAGCCAAAGAAUGAUGGGCUAAGUUUCCCUAGGUUAUAUAUUCAGAAGAAUCAACAUUGUUAGGUUUAUUUUUAUCAGAAAGUUCAUAUACACUUUAUAUGAUAAAAACUGGGAAAUGUGAUAUGAUUCUAAAUUAUUAAAAUACAUGUAGGUUAACAAAAUGUUACCAUUUGAUUAUGA
This is a messenger RNA of Amborella trichopoda, 1224 nucleotides long. Its product is annotated as ACT domain-containing protein ACR11. Gene Ontology annotation, cellular component: chloroplast thylakoid membrane; chloroplast stroma. The record is from RefSeq and is a predicted model, not a curated record. NCBI's taxonomy places the organism in Eukaryota, Viridiplantae, Streptophyta, Magnoliopsida, Amborellales, Amborellaceae.